Molecule: messenger RNA, 1491 nt
Organism: Apis florea (little honeybee)
Lineage: Eukaryota; Metazoa; Arthropoda; Insecta; Hymenoptera; Apidae
Gene: MsrA
Product: methionine sulfoxide reductase A
Biological process (GO): cellular response to oxidative stress
Cellular component (GO): cytoplasm
Molecular function (GO): peptide-methionine (S)-S-oxide reductase activity
Source: RefSeq, a predicted model, not a curated record
UACAUUUUAAAAAUAAUGGUAUUACGAAAUAACACGUUUGAAACUAAUCUUAUUAAAAAAAGAAACGAGUCGAACAAAAUGCCAGGACAAUUCGAAGAAAUUCAAGCAAAACGCGCAACAUUUGGAAUGGGAUGUUUCUGGGCUGGUGAUUGUUUAUUUGGUGUUUUACCUGGUGUAAUUAGAACUUGUGUUGGAUAUGCAGGUGGACAAAAGGAAUCACCAACUUAUAAAAAUAUGGGUGAUCAUACGGAAGUCGUUGAUAUUGAGUAUAAUCCAAAUAUUGUAUCAUAUUCACAAUUACUUGCUUUAUUUUGGCAGAAUCAUGAAUAUGGUCUUACUACAAAAAUCAAGAGACAGUACAUGUCAUUAAUUUUGUAUCAUGACGAAGAACAAAAAUUAUUAGCUGAAAAAUCACGUGAACAAGAGCAAUACAAACAUACAGAUUUGAUUCUUACUGAAAUUAGAAAAUUCGAAAAGUUUUAUCUAGCAGAAGAUUAUCAUCAGAAAUAUCGACUUCGAAAACAUCCAUGGUUAAUAGAAAAUACCGGUCUCACUAGUGAUGAGCUUCUUCGAAAUUCACCUUUAGCUGCUAAAUUAAAUGGCUACAUCGCUGGUGCUGGAACGCUCGAACAAUUUAAAAAAGACUUACCUAAUCUUGGUUUAAGUGAGAAAGCUGCGAAGUAUUUAGAAAAAUAUGUGAUUGAAAAUCAAGGAAAUGGUUUAUACUGCUAGCUAUAAUGAAUAUUUAACAAUUUUUCAUAUAUUUAACACACUAGUACACACUGAACAUGAUAUAUUUUUUCGUAAAAACAAAUUUUAAAAUCUGGAAAAAACUUUUUUUAUGUGGUUCUAGUUUUCCGUAAACUGUAUUGAAAUCUCUCGCAAAUAAGUCUUGAGCUCGAUUUUAAAAACUUAGAUUUUGCUCGAUAAAUAUCUUUUGUUAGUAUUAAUUUUCUUAAUUUCUAUAAUUUUUACCAUAGUGAGUAAGUUUUAUUAACAGGAUAUUCAUUAUAUUGUAUUUCAUGCAUAAUAUGAUGAUGACAUGAUAUAUUUGUUUGUUUGCUCUGCACGUUUGGAAUAUGUUAUUUUUAAACAAAAAUUAAAAAAGAAAUUUACAGUAAAAUAGGCUGUGAAAAGUAUAUAUAGAUAAUAUUGUUUGCAAUCAUUUGUUUUUUGAUUACUUCGCACAUUCUAUGUUUUAUAAGUUUAUUAUUUUUUAUUUCAAAAAGAAGCAAGUAUGAAGCAUAUAAUUGAAGUAUGUUUUUUAAAUUGUUUGAGUUUAAUUUUUCGCAUAAUUAUUACUUUAUAUGAUAAAUAUCAUUUGUUAAUUACAAAUAAUAAUAUAAUUAUGUAAUAUUUAUUAUAAAUAAUCUUAUAACCACAAGUAUUAGAAAAUGUAUAUAAUUUUAAGACAACUGCGUUAUCAAAUACGCACGCUCAUAUACUUACAUGUGGUCGUAUGAAAUAUAUGUAUACAUAUGUAUAACAGUG